AUGGUCGCGAGGCGCAGGGGCCUCCCCGCCCCGGGGAGCAAGUACAAGGGGCGAUUCGCGCUGAUCGGCGACGGCCAGUGGCACUUCCUGCGCCGGCAGGACCUGCGGAGCCAGAUCUUCAAGAGACGCCCCGCGCACGAGCGCCGCGCGCUGCCCGACGUCGAAAAGCCGUGGCGGUGGCCCUCCAUGGAGAUCCUGCCGCUGUUGCCGCGGGGCGCGCACAUCGGGGUCCGGAAGGGCCCCGGCAACUUCCCGCCAACUCGCGUCCGCGGCGCCACUCUGCCUUCCACGGCCAAGGCCGGCGCGAAACACGCCAAGAAGCCCCGCAAGGGCUUCGGGUGCGACUUUUGUGGCAAGGGGGGGCAUCACGAGAGCGCGUGUCCGCAGAUGGCGCUGCUGCGUCAGCAGGCGCUGCACAACGUGGACCACGACAACGGGACGUACGACCCGGUGACGGAGCACGUGCCGCUGCAGGGCCAGGCGCCGGGCGACUACGUGUACUGCAUCUGCGGCGACCAGCGCGCGCCCUCGCGCGCCCGCAACCGCGCGGCCUUCCACCGCGGCCAGGUGGAGCUGUGCGUGGUGGACCGCAUCCGCCGCGCCACACUCGUGGACGCGUCGGGCGCGAACACGAAGGUCGACGUCGUGUUCGACGCGCGCUGGUUCAUGCGGCCCGAGGAGACGCACACGGGCCGCGUGCGCGGGCGCCACCACGACAGGGAGGUGUUUUUGUCGACGGUGUGCGACGUGGGCAACCCGGCGGCGUCGAUCGUGGGCGACGCGCAGGUGGUGUCCCCCGGGGAGUUCCGGCUCGCGGAGGCGAUCAGCCAAGACGUCUUCCUGUGCGGGUACCUGUACGACCCACUCGUCCAGCAGUACAAGCGCGCGCCUGCGUGCGUGGACUCGUGGCGGCUGUGGAUGUCCGGCGACGACGGCGCGGUCCUCGACGAGGACGCCGUCGCGGACGACAACGACGAGGACCUCGACCACCACGACCGCACGUUCCAGGGCCCCGCGGGCGCCGCAGCGACCAAGCGGCGCCGCAGUGGUGCCGCGGCCGCGCAGCAGCGCAAGCGCCGGGCGCUCGUGGCCCCGGGCGACGUCGCGGCCGCGGACGACGAGGCCGACGCCGACGACGAGGACGCGGGGGUCGCGGGCCUCGCGGCCGCUCGCGGGCGGGAGGGCACCGGCGAAGCCCCUGUGCGGGAGUUCCUGGAGAGCGCGAUUCGGUCGGGAACUUCGGACUGCAUGUUCGUGGCGGGGAUGCCGGGGAUCGGGAAGACGGCGACGGUGCUGGAGGUGGUGGAGUCGCUGCGGAAGGAGGCGGCGCGGGCGGAGUUGGAGGGGGGUGAGGAGGGACUCCCCCCCUUCCAGUUCGUGGAGAUCAACUCGGGGCGGCUCGCGACGCCGCAGCACGCGUACCAGCAGCUGUACGAGGAGCUCUCGGGGUCGUUCGUGAGCCCCGCGCAGGCCAAGCAGCUCCUCGAGGCGCGGUUCAAAGGAAAGGGCAAACAGGGUCUGCAGAGGGUGACUGUGGUGCUGGUGGACGAGAUGGACAUGCUGGCGAACAGCAGGCAGGACGUGCUGUACGAGCUGUUCGGGGAGUGGCCGCGGCAGGACGCGAAGCUGUGCGUGAUCGGGAUCGCCAACACGAUGGACCUGUUCCAGCGCCAGCUCGCCGCGGGCCGCCUGCGGUCCCGCGCGGACUCGAUCAAGCAGCUGGCCUUCCAGACGUACACGACGCAAGAACUGACGUCGAUCCUCAAGCAGCGCCUCGACGGCAUCCACAUCACCAUCGACGGCGAGCAGAAGCCGCUCUUCCUCAACGCAGCCAUCACGCAGGCCGUCGGGAAGGUCGCCGCUCUCGGCGGCGACGUGCGCAGGCUGCUCGAGGUCGCGAAGCGCGCGCUCGACAUCACCGAGGCCGCGCAGGCCAACGCGCUGCGCGCACUCGAUGCCGCGGGCGCUGCGGCGCCGCCUGGCGCCCGCGCGAGUCCGCGGGACGGCCGCGCGGCGGGGGCGAAGAGCGUGGUGACGCCGCACACGGAGGCGCACGCCCUCGCGGCGCCGCGCACGGACCGGCGCGGCCCGACGCCCGCGACGCGCCCGCACGCGCAGGACGAGUGCGCGGGGGGCAGUCAGGCCGCUGGAAACGCGCCGGAAGAGCCCCGGCGAAGAUCUCCGCGGCACGGCUCAGAUGCGGCGCUGCGGACGCCCGCUGCGACCGUGGUGGACAGCGACCCGCCGUCCAGCCCCGCGCUCGAUCUCCCGGACAGCCAGGACACCGUGGCGCCGGCUGCACCGCGCCCGCGCCACGCCGCGACGCCGAUCACCUGCACGCCGCUGCCCGGCGCCAGCGCCGCGCGCGUGCAGCACCCGAUCGCGCUGCUCGCGGCACCGGACGCGGACCGCCCCGCGAUGCGCGCGCCGGCGGUCGCGGCCGCGAAGAUGCUCGCGGCGGGGCAGGUGACCACCAAAGUCAUGAUGCGCGCCGUCAACGAAUCAUAUGCAAACUACAACGUCAAAGUCAUCGCCGGGGCGUCGUGGAUCGAGCGGCUCACGCUCGGCGCGCUCUUCCUCGAGACGCGCGACACCGGCGCGGACAUCGCGACCGUCGAGGCGCUGGUGGCGCGCCUGGAGCCGCUGCUGCGGCAGCGGCGCGCCGAGUGCCGCGGCAUCGAGAACCCGGCGCGGCUGACGGCGUGCGUGGUGGCGGCGGCCGCGCGGCUGAACGCGGUGAGCGUGCUGCGCGUCGACGCGCCCGCGCGGCACCGGCUGAUGCGGUGCUCGCUGGGGUCGCCGAGCCCGGACGAGGUGGUGCGCGGGCUGCAGGCGGCGCGGGACCCGGAGCUGGCGUGGCUGGUGGCGCUCAUGGAGGCCGCGGCGCAGGGGCAGGGCGGCGCCGAGCACCAGCGGGAGCGCGUGGCGCCCACGGCGGGCGUGCUGUGA
Pedinophyceae sp. YPF-701 is the source of this 2949-nucleotide messenger RNA. NCBI's taxonomy places the organism in Eukaryota, Viridiplantae, Chlorophyta, Pedinophyceae. The record is from the annotation of a GenBank genome assembly.